ACUUUGUUUAUGAUUGAAUUCGUGAAAUAUUAAAGCCUCAAGUUAUUCCAAUUUUAUUACUAAUCGAGAUUUCUUCGAUUAAACUGAAUUACUUGCUAAACUCCAGUGUCCAGUGUGUGUUUUAGUUAAAUAACUUUAAACCUCAUGAAUUCAAGUUCUUAUAAAUUAUUUUGUGGUGCUCUGGGCUCGGUUAUUGGAUUUAUAAUUGCUAUAUUCUCGAACAACCAUUUAGGCUCAUAUAAUUCAACGCCUACAACUAUGGACCAAUUAUACCCCCCUGAGGGUUUUAAUACGGAUAUGAUUGCGGCAGAGAAUUUAGGUUCUUCCAUUUGGUGCAACAUCAGGUUUGAUAGUACCAAGUUCUGCAAGUUCAACAAUCUAUAUUACAUUCCUAAAUUCAAGGGGCACUUUUUCUUUUUAAUUAAUGAGUUUUCUGUAAUAUCUGGAGUUGAUGAUCUAAAAAAAUUAAGCCUGUCAACAGUUCAAAACCACAGUGGAUUAUAUUUGAAACUUAUACUGAUCAAAUCCACUCAUCAUUUACUUAAAGAAAACUUUACUGUAGCAAAUAUGAACUCAUUUAUUUUAAAACGAUUUAAACCAGACAAUAUAAUGCAUGUUAUUCAUGACGACUUGUUACCACUCUUCGUAACAUAUAAAGAGUUGUGCUCAGGAAAUAUUUCAUUGUGUUCAUCAACUUAUCAAUUAUUGCUGAUGGACAGUCCAAACGAUUAUGAACCAUAUUAUGAAUGGUACAAGCACUUUUCUAUCCAUACACCAAUCAUCCUUGGCAAAUUAAAGAACCCAUUGUGUAUUAAAAAAGGAUAUUUCGGUUUGUCAAAUUCAAGCAUUUGGUUUCAAUACGGAUUUAAAACCACUCAAGGGCCAGUCCUAGAAAGUAAUAUAAAUGGCUUCAUCUUGGCAGAAUUCAGUGAUUUUAUCAAGAAGCAGUUCGGGGUGAAAAGAGAAAUAAACUUGGACCAUUCGGAUAUUUUACCAAUAUUAUUAUUUAGUCGAAAACUUAACCGUAAAAUAAUAAAUGAGGCUGCUAUGCAAGAUAGUAUGGAAUACAUUGCCGAGUCAACAUUAAAAAAAAACUUUUCAAUAAUAAAUUUGGACCUGUCAACAAAUAACUCCACAAGCAUAAUCAAUUAUCUACACCAGUCUCAGCUUUUAGUCGGUAUGCAUGGAUCGGCCAUGAUUUUAGCCAUAUUCAUGCCGCGAGGAUCCCGUAUCAUAGAACUUUUCCCUUUUGGAAUACAACCUAACUUUGUAUCUCCUUUGCGGGCUCUGUGUCAAAACAAACAUAUCUACUUCAAUUAUGAAUCAUGGGUGAACAUGAACGAGUCCAACACUAUAACUCAUCCUGAAUAUCCACCACUGCAUGGAGGAAUUCUCCACCUGGAAAAAACUAAACAGGAAGAAAUAAUAAAAGUUAAAACUGUACCGCCUGUAGAGUGCUGUCAUAAUCCAGUAUAUUUAUUCAGAAUGUUUCAAGAUACGAUAGUCGAUGAAAGCUUCUUCACUAUGUUUCACAGCUUUGUUUCCAAACAAACUGAUUAUGAUUCAUCCAAACAAACAAUAACAAAACAGAAAUUACAGUAUGAAAUAGAGAGGUGGUAUUUCCCUCCACCUGUGUUCAAUGUAAGUUGUAUAUGUUAUGAUCAACAGUUAAAACUCUCUUGGAACUAUCCGUUUAUGCACAAAGGGAUAACGUUCAGUAUUGCAACUAGCAAUGGAGUUUUGGCUAUAUCAGAAGAAACUAAUAUCUCGUUUGAAAUGAACGAGUGUGACAAAAACAAACAACUAUCAUUUUCAGUCUGGAUAAAGGUUAUUGAUGGCACAAAAGAAAGCUUGGAUUAUUUUGAAGAAUGUGAAAUUUCUUACAAGAGAUAGUUUGAUUAACAUCUCAUGUCAAAGUUCCAACUUCUGAAAAAAUGAUAC
Messenger RNA from Macrosteles quadrilineatus (aster leafhopper), 1941 nucleotides. RefSeq names its product protein O-linked-mannose beta-1,4-N-acetylglucosaminyltransferase 2-like. Gene Ontology annotation, biological process: protein O-linked glycosylation via mannose. Bases 145 to 1893 code for a protein of 582 amino acids. NCBI's taxonomy places the organism in Eukaryota, Metazoa, Arthropoda, Insecta, Hemiptera, Cicadellidae. Gene Ontology annotation, cellular component: endoplasmic reticulum. The record is from RefSeq and is a predicted model, not a curated record. The transcript has a single exon. Gene Ontology annotation, molecular function: protein O-acetylglucosaminyltransferase activity.